Leishmania braziliensis MHOM/BR/75/M2904 is the source of this 966-nucleotide messenger RNA. RefSeq lists its product as hypothetical. Gene Ontology annotation, biological process: spliceosomal snRNP assembly. The record is from RefSeq and is a predicted model, not a curated record. NCBI's taxonomy places the organism in Eukaryota, Euglenozoa, Kinetoplastea, Trypanosomatida, Trypanosomatidae. Gene Ontology annotation, cellular component: SMN complex. Bases 1 to 966 code for a protein of 321 amino acids. The transcript has a single exon. Gene Ontology annotation, molecular function: protein binding; RNA binding.
AUGAGCAAGUACGUGGCCCCCACUGGGAAGGUAGCGCCAGCCACCCCUGCUGCGGACAGCGGUGUUGCUGAUAUUACGAAGGUGAAGAUUUGCUCUGGGCACACGCGCCCGGUAUGCCACAUUAACUACAGUGAGAUCAUCGAUGGCACCUUCUGGUUUGUGACGUCGUGCCACGACGCAAAACCGAUGCUUCGCAAUGGUCAGACCGGUGAUUGGGUAGGAACGUUUGAGGGGCACAAGGGUGCCGUGUUCUGCUCCGCCUUCAACGCUGGUGCGACGCGGCUGGUUACAGGUAGCGGUGACUACUCUGCGAUGGUCUGGGACGCCUUGACUGGCAAGAAGCUUCAUGUGUGGAGCCACCCAAAGUACAUCAAGUCGUGCGACUGGAUGGACCAGCGGAUCGCUACAGGCUGCUUCGAUGGUAACAUCCGAAUCUACGACGCUACGCGGUAUGACGCUGACCCACUGUCGUUUGGCAGCCCUGAUGCCAUUAACGUCAAGUCGACGUAUUUUUUGGACACAAACACCAUGGUGACAGCGUGUGAAAAUGUUAUAAUGAAGUGGGAUCUCCGUGACACAUCCGGACCCUACCUGCGCCGUGAGAUUCCUGGUCUCAACUUUGUCGAGUACACGCACCGCCACUCUAUUGUCGCCGCUCAUGAGAAGAGCAUCAGUUUCAUCGACACCACGUCCUUGGAGGUGAAGAGCAGUUUUACCACCGCAGAGGAUGUCGAGUGCGCGUCUCUUUCCCCAGACGGCCAGCGCGUCGCAGCCGGAUCGAAGCUGAAAGCGAAGGAGUUCACGCUGGAUGGAGCGGAGGUGGAGUCCAACCGUGGUCACCACGGACCCGUGUUCCACAUUCGCUGGGCCUCAGAUGGGAACUCCUACGCCUCCGGCGCCGAGGACGGCAUGGUGCGCGUGUGGCCCUCACACGAGAUCAUUGAGAAAUACGACACGGAGGCCUAG